CCAGCAUGCAGCUGGCACUCGAGCAACAAGGCUGCAGCUGGGCGCGGGGCACCCGGCCAGCCAAAAGAGGAGACACCGUGGGCACCUGUCUAUGAAACUUCUGGAAGGCCAAGCUUGACAGUCCACUCGACAUGGCCACCAACCAAGAAGUGGAGCGUAUCGGCAGAAAACUCGACAAGAUGGUUCACAAGAACAACACGGAUGGAGCGUUGGACCUCCUGAGGGAGUUGAAGAACAUGACAGUGUCUCUGGAAACUCUGCAGUCCACCAGAGUUGGAAUGUCGGUGAAUGCUGUGAGGAAACAAAGUUCAGACCAGGAAGUACAGAAUCUGGCCAAAGUGCUCAUCAAGUCCUGGAAGAAAUUAAUAGACGGCUCGAAGGAUAAGUCCGAGAAAAAGGAGAAGAAUGACGGCUCUCCUGUGAGGAUGACAUCCACCUCCAAGGACUCGUGCAGCAGUGAGAAAAGCAGCAACGCUAGAGCUGAGUCCCCCACUGACAUACCCUCCUUGGUCACGUCCUUCCCGGCCAUUCCCCUCACCACAGACAAUGUUCGGAAUAAAUGUCGAGAGCUGUUGGUGGUGGCACUGCAAACUGAUGAUGACUACAAGAACUUUGGAGUCGACUGCAGCCUCCUUGCGGCGCAAAUUGAAGAACAGAUCUUCGAAGAUUUCAAGGCGACAGACAUAAAGUACAAAGCGCGUCUGCGGAGUCGCAUCUCCAACCUGAAGGACCAGAAGAACCCAGACCUGCGGCGGAACGUCCUGUGUGGAAACAUCUCCACUCACCGCAUCGCCUCCAUGACUUCUGAGGAGAUGGCGAGCGCAGAGCUGAAGAAGAUCAGAGAGGCUCUGACCAAGGAGUCCAUUCGGGAGCAUCAGCUGUCCAAAGUGGGUGGGAGCGAGACUGACAUGUUUGUGUGCAGUAAGUGUCAGGGGAAGAACUGCACGUACACGCAGGUGCAAACUCGCAGUGCGGAUGAGCCAAUGACCACCUUCGUGUUGUGUAAUGGCUGUGGCAACCGAUGGAAGUUCUGCUGAGGAGAGCAUUUUAUUGUGCCGCCCUGAUGUAAAAGAAGCAGCUGAAUUUUGGUUUGAAGGGUAGCUUUGUUUUGGAACAUUUCUCCAAAAUAAAUGUAUGUACAAAAAUGUAUAUCUUAAGAUAGUAAUGAUGGAAUGUUUGGAGAAAAAACAAUUGCUAGUUUGUAUCGUCUCUUGGUAUUUUUUUUUUUUGUAUGGAGUAUGUGUUGUAUAUAAAAUGUUCUCCAGUUGUCGAGCAAUUUGGGCUUUGUGGACUCGCAAGAUGUGUUCUUGGUUUUUUUUCCACACAAUGUUGACGAAUGUUGUGCCCAAUAAAGUUGCUCCUGAAUUACUGCAA
Molecule: messenger RNA, 1374 nt
Organism: Phyllopteryx taeniolatus (common seadragon)
Lineage: Eukaryota; Metazoa; Chordata; Actinopteri; Syngnathiformes; Syngnathidae
Gene: tcea2
Product: transcription elongation factor A (SII), 2
Exons: 10
Coding region: 132-1037 (301 amino acids)
Biological process (GO): transcription elongation by RNA polymerase II; DNA-templated transcription
Cellular component (GO): nucleus
Molecular function (GO): zinc ion binding; nucleic acid binding
Source: RefSeq, a predicted model, not a curated record